Carassius auratus (goldfish) is the source of this 1289-nucleotide messenger RNA. RefSeq names its product fucolectin-5-like. The record is from RefSeq and is a predicted model, not a curated record. NCBI's taxonomy places the organism in Eukaryota, Metazoa, Chordata, Actinopteri, Cypriniformes, Cyprinidae. Bases 48 to 998 code for a protein of 316 amino acids. The transcript is spliced from 8 exons.
CCGGUAACUGCUGAAUUGUGAAGUUCUUCUGUGAGGUUGAUGUAUUGAUGGAUUCCAGGAUGGCCAUACGUGUUAUAUUGUUACUAACACUUUUUACUGGGCUGUGUGUUGCUAAUUUGAAAGGGAAUCUUGCUCUUAAUGCCUGGGUGGUGCAGUCCUCCUUAGGAAACCCACAGGGAGCUGCUGAACACGCAGCAGAUGGAAACAGAGACUCAAAUUACGCGAAGGGCUCAUGCACCCUCACUAAAGUGGAGUUUAACCCAUGGUGGAGAGCUGACCUUGGAAACGUCUACAGUAUAAGCAAUGUUUCCAUCACUAAUCGUGGAGACUGUUGCAAAGAACGACUCCGAGGAGCUCAGAUUCGCAUUGGUAACAGUCUGGAGAACAACGGAAACAACAAUGAGCUGGCUGCAACUGUUCUUACUGUUCCUAAUGGAACAGUAACGUUUGUGUUUGAGCCUGUUAACGGACGAUAUGUCAACAUAUUUUUACCUGGGAACGAUGAAAUCCUUACUCUGUGUGAAGUUGAGGUGUUUGCAGAAAAGGACAAACCAUUGUACACUUGUGGUCCAAGGAAUCUUGCUCUUGGAGGCAAAGCUGUUCAGUCCACUACAAACAGUGGAUUAGGAGUUGCUCAAAAUGCUAUCGAUGGUAACAGACAGUCAAUUCACGCGCUCGGGUCAUGCAGUGUGACUAACGGGGACAAGGACCCCUGGUGGAGAGUUGACCUGCUGGACGUCUACAGGGUAACCAGGGUUAGCAUCACUAAUCGUGGAGACUGCUGUGAAAAGAGGAUCGAGGGUGUUCAGAUCCGUAUCGGAAACAGCCUGGAGAAUAACGGCAACAAUAAUCUCCUGGCUGCGACUGUUGGGCCCGUCCCACUCGGAGACACAAAAACAUUUGAGUUUAAGCCUGUUAAGGGGCGAUACGUCAACCUUAUUGUGCCUGGACGCAAUGAAUUCCUCACUCUGUGUGAAGUUGAGGUUUAUUCAGAUUAAGUGGAAUGUAAUGACGUACAUCACAGUCCACCGAUCCGCUGACACUACUUUUUUUCUGAGCAAUACUAUUGCACUUUUUAAAUUUUACUUAUGCACCUUUAUCCUUCCUCCAGUUACCCUCUAAACACCCUCAUCCUAUUCUUUAUCUUUGCUUUCUACAUUAAUAAAUUACUACAGCAUUGAAUGUUGUAUUGAAUGUGUCUGAAUCAAAAAAAAAAAACAAAAAAAAACAUUUGGAUGUUUACAGUGAGGAGCACAAGACAUGUAGUAUGUAUGCUAUGUAUGUAGCUA